Exophiala spinifera is the source of this 1449-nucleotide messenger RNA. RefSeq lists its product as uncharacterized. Bases 1 to 1449 code for a protein of 482 amino acids. Lineage: Eukaryota; Fungi; Ascomycota; Eurotiomycetes; Chaetothyriales; Herpotrichiellaceae. Gene Ontology annotation, cellular component: FANCM-MHF complex; Fanconi anaemia nuclear complex. The transcript has a single exon. The record is from RefSeq and is a predicted model, not a curated record. Gene Ontology annotation, molecular function: protein heterodimerization activity; chromatin binding. Gene Ontology annotation, biological process: replication fork processing; resolution of meiotic recombination intermediates.
AUGUCUUCGCGAAAACGGCCCUUGGCCGAAUUGUUCAAUUCCCAGACACCAGCCAGACAUGCUCCCUCAACACCGCAUGCCCUCUACGCCCUCCAACAGCGAAGCGGCGCGAUGACACGAUCGCAUCGGAAAAGAAGAGCUUUGAGCGAGGACUUACGGCCAGAUUCUGCUAGAGGAAUCUUGCGGCGCCUCGCUAAGAUUACAGCACCGCUGACGAGGAAAACUGUACCCACACCUGCGACUGCGCGAGGCAAGGAAAACCGGGAAUCUGAUCAAGCCGAAACGACUGAUGAUGGGUUGAAGAGGUCGCGAUUGUUCUUGGAUGUGGAUGACAGUCUGGAUGAGAUCCCACAGCCUACACAAGAGGAAGAGGAGGACAGCGAGCUGCCGGUUCCACCGACGCCGUCAAUACUACCAGGCGACGAUGACGACAGCGAUCACCAAAACCACCAUGACCCAUCGAUCACUUUCCAAUCUAUUGACUUCGCAGCGGCUCCUCAGUCUCACGAAGAUACUGAUCGUAGGAUAUCCAGAAUAUCUGCUUUCGGUGCCCAUCAACAAAACGAUGCCGACGAUGACGAUGAACAUACGAUUCUGACUGAAAUCGGAAGAAGGGCAAUUAGCGAGGAGCCCACCGGCCGGCUCUCACGGUACAGUUUCGGCAGUCUUAGAAUGAGUGACUUUGGCUCCGAACUAGAAAUCCGCAGAGAAUCCGGCUUUCAGGACCAGACAAAUGCCGGGAAAUUAGUGCCUCCGUACGCAGAGAUAGCUUUUGAAGAUGGAUCAUUUGACGUUGGUGGAGAGACAGAACACUUGAAUCAAUUGCAGAAGUCUCCAACCCCGCCUGCAAUUGAAGAGAGCACUAUGAAUAUUCCAGAUUUGGACCAAAGCUUCCAGUUCGAGCUGGUGGUCGACACAGACGUGGCUGCCAACAGUGCCAACAGAAAUCCGGCCAUAGCACUGGCAGGGACACCGCCUGUGCGGGCUUCAAACGAUAUCACGGCGACGGAGGCAUCACCUGGUCUGGAAGAGGCGUCGUUACAACUAGAAUCCAGCAUAGAAGCGCCUGAAUUGUCGCUAGCGCCGCAAAACCGUCGAAAAAGGGUCAAGAUGACACGGCAUGGGGAGAUGGUCCCUGGACUCCCAGCCAGCCUGAUGAAAAGGGUUGCCAUUGAUGCCCAGGCACGACUUGGUAAUCGUAAACCCAAGCUUGGAAAAGACCACAUGAAGGCCCUGGAGCAAGCCACAGAAUGGUUCUUUGAACAGAUCGGCGAAGACCUUGCUGCCUAUUCCAACCAUGCUCGGCGAAAAAAGCGAGUUGAUCGUAGUGACGUUCUUAUGCUGAUGCAGCGACAAAGGGUACUUCAGGCCGACGGUGAGCUCCAUAAAGCUGCUCGCGAGCUGCUCCCAAAGGAAGCGUUGGGCGAGUUCGAGGAGAAUGAACUGUGA